AUGGCAUUCCCCUGCGAGGCUGUCAUGCUGCAUGUUCUCCUGUCCUGUGUGAGUGAAGUUGAGGGUGCAAAGUUCACCUUCCUACUAUCUCUGCCUAACAACUCUGUGCCCUUUAGUGUGGGCAGGAUUGGGGCAAGCGCUCUCAUUGCCAUGGACACUGUGAACCAGAGCCCUGACUUGUUGAUAGGUCACAGCCUGGAGUAUGAGUAUGUGGAUGAUGAGUGCUCUGAUGUACAUGGUCCAGGAAAGAUAGUGGAGAGGCUGCAAAAAAAGAAAUACAGUGCUUUCAUUGGCCCCGGUUGCUCCAAUGUAUGUGCCAUUGUUGCCAAGCUUGCGGUCUUCUGGAAAAUACCUGUCAUCAGUCCCACAUGUGCAGACCAGCAGUUCCUAAACAAAACGGGAUAUCAAACUCUUACUCGAGUGUUUGGUCCCUUCACCAAAAUGGGAUCCUUCUUUGUGAAGAUCUGUGAGAAGUUUGGCUGGAAGCGUAUUGGCAUCAUAUACAGCCCGAUUCCAGCCUGGACAAUACCUGCUGAGGGAAUUAGGUACCAAGCUCAGAUUUCUAAUAUCACAGUGGCAAAAUUUGUAGAGUUUCAAACUCAUCCUCACCAAGAUGAAACUUCCCAUGUACUGAUGGAAGUGGCUAAGGUCUCACGCAUCAUAUUCAUCUCAGUUCCAGGAGAGGCUGUCAGGAGCUUCAUGAUCCAAGCCUACAGAAAAGGGCUAAUAAAUGGGGAGUAUGUCUUCUUCUGCAUUGAGCCUUACCAACUACCAGAGGUGUUUGGCAUAUUUGACUGGAAAAGAGGAGAUGAGGACGAUUCUGUGGCUAAGGGAGCCUACCGGGCCUUAUUCCUCUUGUCUCUGUACGAGCCUGAUGAUCAGAGGUAUUGGAACUUCUCCGCUGAGGUCAUUCGUCGCUCAAAAGAUGACUUUGGUUAUAAAUACUCAAGUGAUGAAAAGGUGUCAAUAUUUGCAGCCAUUGCUCAUGAUUCAGUAUGGCUGUAUGCACAGGCCCUGAAUGAAACUUUAGCUAAGAACGGAGACCCUUACGACGGCUUCAACAUCACCCGCAAAAUGUGGAACAGAACAAUUACAGGUAUACAGGGUGAAGUAACAAUGGACGCUAAUGGAGACAGAGAGUCUGCCUACAUGAUGAAGCACAUCCAGGGGGAAGAAGGAGAAUUCAAAGUUAUUGCCAACUACUUUGGGACCAAAAAGGAGUAUGAGCCAGUGAUGGGAAUCCAAAUCAUCUGGCCUGGGGGAAGACAGAGCCCACCUAAGGACACACCUGAAUGUGGUUACAACGGCGAGUUCUGCGCAGAGCGAAGACUUCUGAUUGUCAUGGGAAUGAUUGCUGGUGUUUUAUCUGCAGGGACAGUUGCUGUUUGUUUGCUCUACAGGAAGUACAUUCUGCGUGAAAGUCUCCAUGAAAGGCUGAUGUUGUGGAAGGUUGACCCCAGUGAAGUCACACUAAUCGCCUCCUAUCCUGCUGGCAAGGUUUCUUAUCCAAACUCCAAGGCCUUUCACACACACUCGAUGGAGUCCAUCUUUGCCAGCAUGAAAGACAAACCAGCUCUGCACAGAACAGGCAUCUAUCAAGAAAACAUUUGCUGGGUGCGUUUCCUAAAGGUGAAGAGUGUGUGUCUGAAUGCAGAGCUACUACGUGAACUGAAACAGUGCACAGACAUGAGCCAUCCAAACAUCUGCACCUUCAUUGGUGCAUGCCUGGAGACCCCACAGCUCUUUCUGAUUACUGAGUACUGCCCUAAAGGGAGCCUGCAGGAUAUUUUAAAUAACAGCUCAAUCAAGCUUGACUGGACCUUCAAAUAUUCCCUGAUGUUGGACAUUGUAAAGGGUAUGGACUACCUUCAUCGAAGUCCUCUGCAUUCUCAUGGUCACCUUUCCUCCUCAAACUGUGUCGUAGACAGUCGUUUUGUGUUGAAGGUGACUGACUAUGGUGUGAGCCACCUCAGACGAACACCACCCAACAUCGAGACCCUGGACCCCUCCUCAGAGCAGUGGACCACCCUGCUGUGGCGGGCCCCGGAGCUGUUGAGGAACAACAUGCCCCCCUCUGGCACCCAGAGAGGUGAUGUUUACAGCUUUGGUAUCAUUGUUCAAGAGGUAGUCUACCGCUGUGGCCCUUUCUAUAUCCCCAGCUGCAAGCUCACAGCACAAGAGAUAGUAGAGAGGGUGAAAAGAGGCGGCAGCAGUCCUCUACGGCCCCACACAGACACGAGCCAAUGUCCAGAGAGUGUGGAGACUCUCAUGACGUCUUGCUGGAGUGAGAGACCCGCUGACAGACCUGACUUCUCCUCCCUCCGCCUCACUAUCAAGAGGCUCUUCCCUACUGGUGGAAGCGACAACAUCCUGGACAACCUUUUGUCUCGUCUGGAGCAGUAUGCUACCAACCUGGAGGAGGUGGUGAACGAACGCACUGCCCAGUGCCUGGAGGAGAAGAGGCGUGUCGAGGGCCUACUCACCCAGAUGUUGCCACGAUCUGUGGCUACGCAGCUCAUUGCUGGGAAUACGGUGCAAGCAGAAACCUACAACUGUGUCACCAUUUAUUUCAGUGACAUAGAGGGAUUCACAGCCAUCUCAGCCAGAAUCACACCUAUGCAGGUGGUAAAACUACUGAAUGACCUGUAUACAUAUUUUGACAAUGUCAUUGACAACUAUGAUGUUUACAAGGUAGAGACCAUUGGAGAUGCCUACAUGGUAGUAUCUGGUUUACCAAUCAGAAAUGGAGAUGAUCAUGCUAAAGAGAUUGCUCGGAUGUCUUUAGCGAUACUAGAGGGCCUGAGGCAAUAUCAGUGCCCACAUGUUCCACACCAGCAACUCAAAAUUCGCAUUGGAUUACACUCAGGACCUUGUGUAGCAGGUGUUGUUGGUCUGAAAAUGCCCCGCUAUUGUUUGUUUGGAGAUACAGUCAAUACUGCAUCAAGGAUGGAGUCGCAUGGAUCACCUCUAAAGAUCCAUAUAAGCAGCUCCACCAAGGAACUUCUGGACUCUUUCAAAACAUUCCAGUGUCAACUGAGAGGAGACAUCCACAUGAAGGGAAAAGGACUUGUGAGGACAUUUUGGCUUCUGGAAGAGACACAGUAA
This is a messenger RNA of Myripristis murdjan (pinecone soldierfish), 3105 nucleotides long. Its product is annotated as atrial natriuretic peptide receptor 1. Gene Ontology annotation, biological process: cGMP biosynthetic process; protein phosphorylation; receptor guanylyl cyclase signaling pathway. The transcript has 26 exons. The record is from RefSeq and is a predicted model, not a curated record. Gene Ontology annotation, molecular function: peptide hormone binding; guanylate cyclase activity; adenylate cyclase activity. Gene Ontology annotation, cellular component: plasma membrane. NCBI's taxonomy places the organism in Eukaryota, Metazoa, Chordata, Actinopteri, Holocentriformes, Holocentridae. Bases 1 to 3105 code for a protein of 1034 amino acids.